Messenger RNA from Penicillium cinerascens, 417 nucleotides. RefSeq names its product metallo-phosphoesterase. The coding region runs from base 1 to 417 and encodes 138 amino acids. The transcript has 2 exons. NCBI's taxonomy places the organism in Eukaryota, Fungi, Ascomycota, Eurotiomycetes, Eurotiales, Aspergillaceae. Gene Ontology annotation, molecular function: acid phosphatase activity. The record is from RefSeq and is a predicted model, not a curated record.
AUGCUAUCCGACGUGUCUGGCGGCCAGGGCAACUUCUGGUAUAGCUUCGACAACGGUAUAGUCCACUGGAUUAUGCUGGAUACGGAGACUAACCUGGGCGAUGGCUUUAUCGGGCUGGACCAGACAGGCGGCGUCGAGAAGGAUAUUGUAGGCCCCUUUGGACCCUACGCUAACGCGCAGCUCGACUGGCUGAAAAAGGACCUCGCCUCGGUUGACCGCACUAUAACACCGUGGAUCAUCCGCUCUACCCCGCUUAACAACGGCGUUAUCGACCCUAGAGAGCUCGAUAACCCGACCUCUCCUUGGUAUAUCACUAACGGCGCCGCCGGUCACUACGAUGGCCUUAGCGAGGGCACCAACCCACUAGCACCCUACGAGCGCUUCCGACUCGACGAGAGGAAUGCCACCUACGGCUAG